AUUUAACUGUUUUUAUAAACAGCUAUUUCAUAAAUAAAAAUGGCAGGAAGAAAUGCCCAGGAGAUGAUAUCUCUCCUGAAGGAUGAGAAGUCCAAUCUCGAGUUGGUCAACUCAGACCUACUCAGAAGACUAGAGCAGAAGGAAUACGAUUUCAUUAAUCUGAAAUCAGCCUUUGAAGAUGUCAAAUUUGAUACUGAUGAGAAGGAGAAAUCAAUCGAGAAAGCCCAGAAAGUUAUUAAAAAGCUCAACGAUGAAUGUGAAAAAGCCAUGAAGGAUCUCCAAAUUUCAGAGGAGAAGGUAGAAACGUACCAGAUCGAGAAUAAGAACCUGAACAGAGAGCUAGUUGAUCUCCAAAUUCAGUGUCAGGAAAAUGAGAAAUUAAACAAGACUCAGACCAGACUGAGAGGAGAAAUCCAGAAGCUCAAAGAAGAAUAUAAUAAUCUUGCUGAUGAGAAAGAAGAAAUUAUAGAAGUGAAGAAUGAAGAAAUUGAAUCGUUAAAAUAAUGAAAAAGACCAAUUGGAAGGUAUUAUAGAAAACCUAGAUACUAAGUUAGAUGAAAUUGCCUCCCAAAAUGAACUCAGGGAUAAACUCCUCGAAGAAGCAAUCGAGAAAGGAAAGGAGCUGGAGGAGCUACUUCAAACUAAAGAGCAAGAAAUCCACAGACUGGUCAGAGAUUUUGAAGAGGAGCAGUCUGAGAAGGAGAAUCAGAUCCAUCAUCUGAAGGCUACCGCUACGAAUACUAUAAGAAAUUUAUAUGCUUUGAAUGGGCUGAGUGGAGAAAAUAUUUGAAAUAAUUUAGAAACUAAGAAUUUGAAAAGCUCCAUUUAUAGCAAAGGAGUUGACCCAAUCAGCAGAGAUCCGAGAAAGAGAGUCUCCUUUGAAGGAAUUGAGAAGAGAUUCUUCUCUACAAUCUCAAGACCAGGAGAGAGAGGUGAUGUUAAUGAAACUAUCGAGCUAUCAAAGACCCAAAAGUUGAUGUCUCCUCACAGGAAGAGAACAGCAGCCUAUACACAAGCGACAACUAAGAGUUCUAUGAAGAAAGGGAAGAGAAGAGACAUGUCAGCUAGCUCAGCGAGGAAAAAUAAGAAUGGAGUCCUAGCUCCUCUGGGAAUGUCAACUCCAGCAAAGGUAACCAAUGCAAAUAAGUCAACAAUUGAUGAUUUCGAAAGAAUGGAAGAUGGGUUCGAUGGAGAUGCAACAAUGUACGGCAUCCCCAACACUAUUGGUCAGAUAGAGUCUAACUCCGCCUUAGUAAAUCAGUUAAAGGUCUUACUUGAAAAUGCAAUGGAAAGAGAGAGUCACCUUGCAGAUUUCAUUGAGAAGUUAUGUCAGCAACAUCUGGAGCCACUGACACAAAAGUUUGAGAAUUUGAAACACGCUGAAUCUAAAAUCAGAGAAGACUCCGAAAGGUUGAGGAUGAGAAAUGAAGAACUUGAGACACGAUUGUUAGAUGCGCAAAGCAAACUCUGGACCCUCAAAAUGAUGUAUGAUGAGUAUGAUCAAAUCUUGGAGAAAAUGACAAUCCAAAAGAAUGAGAAUACUUACAUUCACAAAGAAGACAAAAGUGAUAUAAUGAGCGCUGUUGACGGAUUCCUUUCUUCUCAUGGAAUACCAAGAAAGAAAGGAAAAAGCACGAAAACAAGGAGCUUGCUCAGCUCAUACAAGAGUGGAAAGAGUGGAAAGAGCACAUUGAGAAAGAAGCCUUCUGUUAGGUUCAAGAGCAAUAAGUCUAGAUCAGAGGAGUCUGAAGAUUUAUCUCAUACUUUCAAUCCUGAAGGGAAAACAAUGCUACGUAAGAGACAAUCUUCAAGAGGACAUGGAGCUUCACUAAGGAAAAGUCGUUCUGAAGCUGUUAGACUAGGCGAUUUACAAAGUCAUGAAGGAACUCCAAGCCAGAGAAGUGCUCUUAUUAGGAAUAAUCUUAGAAACCAAGAUGGAACUCCUAGUAUCAGAGACGCAGGCAUUCAACCUAGUUUGAGAAGGGACGGGACAAAUGCAAGUGUUAGUGUACCUAUGGGUCUUCAAAGUCCAAGCAGACAUCAUACCAGUGUUAGAACAAGGAACAAUCAGAAUAAUCCUGCAAGAUCUCAACAUGAUAACUUAGGACAAAACUCAAGGUUUGAUAGAUCACAAGACGACAGAAUUGAUGAAGAAGACAACGAAGAUGGUUUGGAAGAACUCGAUUUCGAUGAUCUUGAAUAUUAUAGCAAUGAGGGAGAAGAAGAGGAAGAUGAGGAUGAUGAAAAUGUUGAAACCCAUAACUUAUUCGAUGAGGCUAAUGAUUAUAUUGAUAUGCUCAAAGAUCAACUUAAGCAAAGCAAAGAGCAGAAUAAUGAGAAUGACCAGACUAUCCAAAGUCUAAGGAAUGAAAUAGCUGAGCUACAAAAAUUGAAUGAUAACCUUGAGAAUCAAUUAUACAAGUAUCAAUAUGAUAUGAACAGAGUGACAGAUGUUCUACUCAAUGAUGCUCAUCCAACAAAGGAAGAGCUUGAGCAAGAAGAGAACGGGGUUGAGAACAUGUCUGAUCAAGAGAAGAACCUCUACAAACUUCUCAAGAAAAUAGCUGAGCUUAGAGAAAACAAUACUGACUCGAAUGAAAAGAUUAAGGUUUUUGAAAGAGAUAUUGAAGAACUUAUUAGUAAAAACAACCAUCUCCAAGAAGUUGAGCAGGUCAAGAAUGAAAUCCAACUAGCCCUAGACCAUGAGAAAAAGAGAGCUAUUGACUUAGAAGCAAUGUGCACUGAGAAAACACAUGCGUUCCAGUCUGUCAUCGAGGAGAAGGAGAAACUUCAUGAAGAUUUAGCCAAAAUCCAAGCUGAAAAGGAUGAACUCAAGGGGACUCUGGACACCUUGCACAAACUUCGAGAUCAAGAGGAAGAAGAAAUAGAGAAGACCUUGGAUGAAGCCAAGUCCAUCAUCCAGAAAUUAGAGGAAAAACUUCACAAUAAAGAUGACAAAAUCAGAAGAUAUAAAGAAAAGAUCUCACUUAUUGAGAGAGACAAGGCUGAAGUUGAGGGAAAGAUCAUGGGCCUUGAAGAUGAAUUCAAGGACAAAGAAAAGAACAUGAAACUCAAACUUCUUUGGGCUCAGAUGGAGAAGAAAGAUCUUGCAACUACAUUGCUGAAACUUGAAAAUUCUGCACAUCAUAUCCAUCAAAGCGAGUUUAAGAGCAGAGAGCAUACUCAUCCAGGAAAUGCUUCUAUGAAUUUGAGAAGAAAUUCUCAAAGUGAAGAGAAGACAUGACAUAGCCAUAAAAUGGACGCUAAGAGAUACUCUGAGAGUCAUUACCAGUGUAGGAAGACAGAAGAGAUAGCAAGAUCAGGAUCAAGAAACAGAACUUCUCUAAGAAGAAGGAAUGUUGAAAGUACUGACCAUCCUCGUAGCCAUGAUAGAUCAAAAUCUGCGAUUUCAAUUGAAUCUAACGGUGGUCACAGACAUAGUGAAUUUCACCUUGGCAAUGUAUCUGCUGAACUACAAGAAAGAGAGAAAUGGUUCCAUCAGGUUAUCGCAGAGAAAGAUAUGAUAAUCCAUGACCUCCAAGUUCAGCUUGAAUAUUUACAAACAAAGUACAGGCAGAAGAAAAUGGAGCUCUCAGCAUUAAAGAACAGAGGUGGCAAUUUUAAAGAAACGAGCCAACACUAUUCCUCUUCCAAACCUGAAAGAGAGGUUCAGGGAAGAGACGAGCAUAACUGCACUAUGUACAACUAUGGCAACAAUGAGAACCCUAGAAAUUUUGAUGCAGAUCCAACAAAUGCCAGUAGAGCAAAUGAUAAGGCUAUGAUGAGGUCUUCUGGUCGGAAGGCGUAUCAUUACCAAGGCUAGAGCCAACAUU
Molecule: messenger RNA, 3833 nt
Organism: Moneuplotes crassus
Lineage: Eukaryota; Ciliophora; Spirotrichea; Euplotida; Euplotidae
Source: the annotation of a GenBank genome assembly